AUGUAUACUAGAUGGAUCACCGGCUCUGGUGAGCAAAUUUCAGUAUGGAAUGAUGCUUGGAUUAAAGAAAAACCACUUAAGGAGAUUUACGAGGAGGAUGAAUAUAUGACGCAGAGCAGAAACAUGAAAUUUGCAUAUUUGAUUGUUGAUGAAUGUAUAAGAGAGCAUUAUCAGAAAGUGGCAUGGGCAAGAUAUGUUUGGAAUCCUACAUUUCAUCCAACAACAACAAGCAAUGUAUGGGAGAUAGUGAGGGGCAUAUGUUCAACUGAUGAAAAAAUGAAGAGUAAAGGAUACAAUUUAGCUUCAAAAUGCUAUAUGUGUGGUGCUGAUACUGAUAACCUUGAACAUAUAUUAUGGUAUUGCGAUUUCAGUCAGUUAGUAUGCAAAUGGCUAGGAGGAAUCUUCUUGUUCUGCAAUCCAGAAUCAUAUGAAGAUGUUAUGAAUUUUGCCAAACAUAAGAGUGGAGCUGUAAAAGAUAUCUGGUUACUUGUUGCUUCCAUUACAAUGAUGGAACUAUGGUUCUUAAGGAACAAAAUUUGUUUUGAAGAAGAGAAAGUAGACCUGGGGAAAUUCAAGAGAAGAAUAAUACAGUACACAAAAGACUGUGCAGUGAGAAUAAAGAGCUUCAUCUGGGACUGUAGCUACGAUUACAUGGUUUUUAAGAUUUUUGAUCUGAAACAUCAACCAAUAAAGUCUCAAAGGAUUAUAGAAAUGAGAUUCUUCUUACCUGCAAGAAACCAAAUACUCAUAUGUUGUGAUGGAGCAUCUAGGGGUAAUCCAGGUGCAACGGGAUGUGGUUUUGUUUGCAGAGAUGAUAGGAGAGUUUUUAUAUAUGUUGAAUCUACAUGCCUGGGGAUUGCAACUAAUUACAUUGCAGAAUUAAUGACUAUUACAGGUGCAGUUGAAUGGGCUAUACAGAAUAAUAAGCUUGACAUAUGCAUCAACUCUGAUUCUAAAGCAGCAGUGAAUGCAUAUUCAUCUGGAAGACUGUCUUGGUUUAUGCAGGUAAGAUGGGAGAGAAUAAAGGAGUUCAUAAAUAAUAUCCAAAUUGUACAUAGGUUGAGAGAAGUCAAUUUCACUGCUGAAUCCAUGGCAAAGAAGGGUGCAGGCUUGGUGAGAGGGGGGGGGGGGGGAACUCUGUUUUAA
Papaver somniferum (opium poppy) is the source of this 1146-nucleotide messenger RNA. RefSeq lists its product as uncharacterized. The record is from RefSeq and is a predicted model, not a curated record. Bases 1 to 1146 code for a protein of 381 amino acids. NCBI's taxonomy places the organism in Eukaryota, Viridiplantae, Streptophyta, Magnoliopsida, Ranunculales, Papaveraceae. The transcript is spliced from 2 exons. Gene Ontology annotation, molecular function: RNA-DNA hybrid ribonuclease activity; nucleic acid binding.